UCAAUCAUCAUGUUUUCUCCGUUUUGACUUGGAAAUGCAUCAUUUUAGCCUGAAAUCAUGGGUAAAAAUCACUGUCACUGUGAUUCUGAUCUCUCUUAUCGUCAUCUUUUUGAUAACAGAUAGUGCAGUUUUUGUGAAAUUUUCAGUUCUACACAAACCAGGGAAUUGGAAUCGACAACAUGAAUCCCAACGGCGUAUUUUGGCCAAGAGCUUUCAAGCCACGGUAUCAACAUCAUCAACUUUCGGCCAGCAUCUUUAUAACUUCACCCAACAUCCUCCUGGGCAGCGAGCCUUUCCUGAACAAACCUUUCAAAAGACAUCUUCAGUAUUUGAGCACCAGCCUCAGAAUCAAGAAAGUAUUAACACGGCCAGGGUGAUGGCAGCGAGGGAAUACUGUAAGACACUGGACCAAAAAAUAUUCUUUUAUAAAAAUCAAAAAACACAAAAAAUUACUCCAAGACAUUUCGGUCACUUAUAUGUGAAUGAUGAAUAUAAAUUUAUUCAUUGUAAUAUUCCGAAAAUAGCGUGUACAAACUGGAAAAGGUUGUUUCUUGGACUAGCUGGAGUAAAGACGCCGUUUUUAAUCAGUGCAAGGAACGUGCACGAAUAUGGCACAUCCUUUUAUAGAAAGAUGGACAAGAUGCGAUUAAGUAAUUUCAGCCCCACAGGAAUAGCGUACCGAUUGCAGCAUUAUACAAAAGCAAUCGUUGUGAGGGAUCCCAUGGAACGAAUCUUAUCCGCGUUCAGAAAUAAACUUAAUUUUCCUGGCAAUGAGUAUUUCCUCAAAAAAUACGGCGCGAAAAUUCUCCAAAAAUAUCAUCCGGAUUUACCACCGGACGUUAUAGAACAAGGUGCUGGAGUGACGUUUCUGGAUUUCGUGCAGUAUAUUACGCAUCCGAUGGAUUUCCCGAAUCUCAAACCAUGGAAUCACAUGAAUGAACACUGGGAGCGCUACUUUGCGCUAUGUCAUCCGUGUUUUGUGCGAUAUAACAUUAUCGCUAAAUACGAAACGCUGGAUGACGAUGUCAAUUUCAUUAUGGAGAAGAUCGGGGCGUCUGAUGUCAUAAAAUGGCCGAAAAGACGCCAGCAUUACAGCCAUACACCAACAUCCAAACUGGUAUCAGAUGCAUUUCAGAACAUUUCAUCCGAUGACCUGCGGACACUUUCUACACUUUAUUACGAUGAUCAUAAAAUGUUCGGGUAUGAAUUUCAAAACAAUGGUGACGGAAAUGCAUCAUUGCUUUCAGUCUAACACUGCUUUAAUGGAGGAUGUGUAAUCUGAAUAUUGUAACCCCCUUAUAUUUUUGUUUCCCUAUGUGCUCAAAAACAUCUAUUUGAGAUUUUGCUUCCAUUUAUUUUUGCAGAUGAGUACACUUUCCAAUGAUAAAAUCAUUAAGUUGAACCUUUUAGCACCUCUUAAAUUAGCGAUUGUAACGGGAUUGUCCUCCCGAUCGCAAAAAUAUAAGGCUCACAAAACUAAAGGAGUUCACAGUAUACCUCUUCAUAAUAUGUUUGUAUAUUCUGUGAACAGUGAUAAGGGAGAAUAUGAUCUAUAGCCGCACUUACACCACCUGAAAAUGGACCACCAAUCUUGGUUCGGGAACCAAUGCCGCACCAUCGAAAAUCCACCAAGCGCUUACACCAGCGCUGCAGCUAGUUAUAAAAUCCGGCUACAGAUGGCGCGCAAACAAUAAGCAGAACGCGGAAAGCCUUAGCAGAAAUCGCCAUUUCGAAAGCGCCGCCUGGAGCCGAACCAUCUAACUAGCUAAUUGCCGAUCCAUUUGCGCGUACACCACGACAAAGCCGAG
Lineus longissimus is the source of this 1808-nucleotide messenger RNA. Its product is annotated as carbohydrate sulfotransferase 11-like. NCBI's taxonomy places the organism in Eukaryota, Metazoa, Nemertea, Pilidiophora, Heteronemertea, Lineidae. The coding region runs from base 35 to 1252 and encodes 405 amino acids. Gene Ontology annotation, biological process: carbohydrate biosynthetic process. Gene Ontology annotation, cellular component: membrane. The record is from RefSeq and is a predicted model, not a curated record. The transcript is spliced from 3 exons. Gene Ontology annotation, molecular function: sulfotransferase activity.